Pseudomassariella vexata is the source of this 1645-nucleotide messenger RNA. RefSeq names its product ubiquitin-conjugating enzyme. NCBI's taxonomy places the organism in Eukaryota, Fungi, Ascomycota, Sordariomycetes, Amphisphaeriales, Pseudomassariaceae. The transcript has a single exon. The record is from RefSeq and is a predicted model, not a curated record. The coding region runs from base 344 to 1153 and encodes 269 amino acids.
CCGUGCCCGAUUUCCUGUCCUUCGGCUCCACAUGAUUGCCGCUAUCUUCAGCCUCAUGACUUGGAAGGCAACAGCUUGCAACCUUAACAACUACACUUCUUCGCGCCUCCAAAUCCCGUCUCCUGACUCCGCCUUACUCCAACCCACCAAACACCGGCAGUCGCUCUUUGAUCUCGAGUCAUUUAAUUUCGUGUAUACAGUUACCUGCAACAUCUUUUAAUCGGACUUGUGACGAUCCAUUCGGAACCAUCGUGACACCUUUCCAUUUGUAGCCAGUGCGCCAUUCAAAGGCACCUGAAGGCCCUCAAUCCACAUCCACCAAAUCUGCAGAGCAGUCUUCAUCAUGGCAAGCAAAGCAGCAACCAAGCGCUUAACGCGCGAGUAUGCUGCCAUCGGCAAAAACCCUCCACCCUACAUCACAGCCCAUCCCUCUGAGUCAAACAUCCUCGAGUGGCAUUACAUCAUCACAGGUCCCGAGGAGACACCCUACCACGGCGGCCAGUACUGGGGCACUCUCAUGUUCCCGCCGAAUUACCCUUUCGCACCACCCGCCAUUCGAAUGCACACACCCUCGGGUCGUUUCCAACCAUCGACGCGAUUGUGCCUAUCCAUUUCCGACUUCCACCCCAAGAGUUUCAACCCUGCUUGGGAAGUCAGCACCAUCCUGAUCGGCCUCCUAUCCUUCAUGACGAGUGAGGAAAUGACCACCGGAAGCGUCAGCAUGACCGAGGCGGAGAGGAAGCAACAUGCUGAGAGGUCAAGAUGGUGGAACUCGACUGGUGGCGGCUCGCAUGCCAGUGCCAAGAUUGCUCAAAAGGGAAAUAUCAAAGCAGGCGACGGAGGCCUCAAAUUCAAGUCGGAAUGGCCCGAUGUUGACAAGGAGAACUGGGAGUGGAUGAGCAAGAACAGCAUUGACCUAACCACUGGCUUUGCGCCACCGCCCGCAGACACCAACAGCUGUGGACGACAACUAGGUAUUGGACAGGGCAGUGGACAGACCCAGGCUGUGGUCGAUGCGGUUGUACAACAAAGGAAUGCUGGAAGGAGUUGGAUCAGCCGCAACAAAGUCCUUAUUUUCGUUAGCUUCGUUUUGGUGUACACUGCGCUUGCAAGAUGGCUGGGCGAGGGCGAUGGCGAUCGAACAGGGUUGUAAACCACACGGGAUGAGAUGGCCCGUGGAUCGAUGGAGUAAUCUGCAAAGAGGCCACAUUUGGACUCUUGUGGCUAAUGGUUCGCUCCACGUGAUGACUUGGAUUUGCAGGCGGCGGUCCGAGCAUAUUUCUACACCUCUCUCUUAUAUGCCGGCAGGUGCUGAUGUCUAAAGGCUGGGCUGAAAAGUCACGAGAAGCGGUUUCUGAGCAUAUAUAUUUCUAUAAAUAUGAUUUCAGUGGAGUUGGGUGAUGUGGCCCCUUUUCCGCUCAUGCACAUCUCUGCGACCCGACCGAAGCGCUUGGAGGUUGUUAUAGAUUGGUGCGAAGUAAAAAAAAAAGAUACACAUGUUAAAUGAUGCAUAAGUUACGUAAAGUUCAAAAAUUAUACUAGCAUAUAAUAAUUUCCUAUGCCCGUUGCUGGUUGACUCCCCGUACAUAGAUUGGCGUCCAGCCCUGCCGACACAUCAAGAUGUAAGGGACUAAAAGAACUUGAC